AUGGUCAAUGAGCAGUUCUUGGACCUGCGUGUGGCGGUACUGGGAAACGUGGACUCAGGGAAGUCCACGCUGUUGGGCGUGCUGACUCAAGGUGAGCUGGACAACGGGCGAGGCCGGGCACGCCUCGACCUCUUCAGACACCUUCAUGAGAUCCAAACGGGCAGGACAUCAAGCAUCAGCUUUGAGAUUUUGGGCUUCAAUAGCAAAGGGGAGGUGGUGAACUACAGUGACUCCCGUACAGCCGAGGAGAUUUGCGAGAGCUCUUCUAAGAUGAUCACCUUCAUUGACCUGGCCGGCCACCACAAGUACCUGAAAACCACAAUUUUUGGCCUCACCAGCUACUGCCCAGACUUCGCCAUGCUGGUGGUCAGCGCCAACACAGGCAUAGCUGGCACCACCCGCGAGCACCUGGGCCUGGCCAUGGCACUAAAGGUGCCCAUCUUUAUCGUGGUCAGCAUGGACUUGUGUGCCAAAGGAACAGUGGAGCGCACAGUACGCCAGCUGGAGCAUGUCCUCAAGCUGCCCGGCUGUAACAAAGUGCCGAUGGUGGUGGUCAGCCCAGACGACGCCGUCACAGCCGCCCAGCAGUUCGCUCAGUCCUCCAGCAUCACACCCAUCUUCACCCUGUCCAGCGUGUCUGGAGAGAGUCUAGCCCUGCUUAAGGUCUUCUUCAACAUCCUGCCUCCUCUCAGCAACAGCAAGGAGCAGGAGGAGCUCAUGCAGCAACUCACUGAGUUCCAGGUAGAUGAGAUCUAUACCGUGCCAGAUGUGGGGACAGUGGUGGGAGGAACUCUCUACAGUGGGGUGUGUCGCGAGGGGGAGAGGCUGGUGGUUGGCCCUACGGACGAGGGCCGUUUCCUGAGGCUGAAGGUGGGCAGCAUCCAUAGGAACCGCUCGGCAUGCAGGGUGCUGAGAGCUGGCCAAGCCGCCACACUGGCCCUCGGCAACUUUGACCGCUCGCUGCUCCGCAAGAAUAUGGUGAUGGUCAGCCCGAAGAUGAACCCCACCAUCUGCUGGCAGUUUGAGGCGGCCAUCGUCCUUCUCUUCCACGCCAAAACGUUCCGUCGGGGCUUCCAAGUGACUGUGCACGUGGGGAACAUAAGACAGACGGCUACCGUGGAGUGCCUGCAUGGAAAAGAGGAGCUGCGCACAGGAGAGAGGGCUGUGGUCUGCUUUCGCUUCAUUAAACACCCCGAGUACCUCCGCAUGGGCGCCAAGCUGCUCUUCAGGGAGGGCGUGACCAAGGGCAUCGGCCAUGUCACCAGCCUCCUGCCUGACUCACAUGACCAGAACCAGAUCCAUGACCAGAACCAGAGGGAGAUAGAGAAAUAGAGAGGAGGAGAAAGGAGGGAAGGAGAGGAAAUGAUAAGCUCUCCUGAACAUGUAUCCCCCUUUCAGAGUAAGUUUGUGUGAACUGCCGGCGCCGGACGUCAUCCCAGUAGAUUGUUAUUGAACCACACACUAGUAUUUUAAUCCCCAUUUGUGUGUAUCUAAGUGUGUCUGUACUGUACUUUCCACAUCUGCCCUUCGUGCCAUGUAGAGAUGUGAAGCCCUAUUGAAACACUUGAUAUUUCUCAGUGGUGGAUUCUGGAACGAAUGCUUUGAUGAGUGUGGGUAGAGGCAAAGGUCGGUGUCUUAAAUCAAAGUCUGGUGACCUCAUCGAAGGCAGGCUAAGCUUUCAUCUAAUCUGCUGUGGAUUGCUUGAAGGAACCAUUCCCGUCCCUCUCUUCGUCAUUUCAUAACAGAUACAAUAGAUCAAAUGCCUGCUCUCCCUGUUUUACUAUACUGGACAAUGUGGAACAUACUCAGCAUACCCAUCCAUUGGAAGUUUAAAGGGAUAGUUGGCUUUUUAAAAGUAUUAGGUCAUUGUCGACUUACCUAAGGCAGGAUUUUCCAAACUCGGUCCUGGGCCCCACUCCCCUUGGUGCAAGUUUUGGUUUUUGCCCUAGCAAUACAAUUAACCAACUCACCAUCGAGAUUUGAUAAUUUGAAUCAGCUGUGUAGUGUUAGGGCAAAAAACAAAGCGUGUACCCAGGGGCGGCCCCAGGACCGAGUUUGGGAAACCCUGACCUAAGGCGUUGUCGUUUUUAAGUUUGUUAGCUUGUUAUUUACCAACAUCCAGAAUGGAUAGCAUGUAGCAAUGCUAGUGUAAACAGGUUGUAUCAGUUAGCAUUGCUUUCAAAAGCAUG
Oncorhynchus kisutch (coho salmon) is the source of this 2189-nucleotide messenger RNA. Its product is annotated as GTP-binding protein 2-like. Gene Ontology annotation, biological process: translational elongation. The record is from RefSeq and is a predicted model, not a curated record. Gene Ontology annotation, molecular function: translation elongation factor activity; GTPase activity; GTP binding. Lineage: Eukaryota; Metazoa; Chordata; Actinopteri; Salmoniformes; Salmonidae.